Stegastes partitus (bicolor damselfish) is the source of this 1102-nucleotide messenger RNA. RefSeq names its product GTPase IMAP family member 2-like. Lineage: Eukaryota; Metazoa; Chordata; Actinopteri; Pomacentridae. The record is from RefSeq and is a predicted model, not a curated record. The transcript has a single exon. The coding region runs from base 80 to 613 and encodes 177 amino acids. Gene Ontology annotation, molecular function: GTP binding.
UGUUGGGUUCCACACUGAACGUUCCACACCUGAGUGUCUUCACGUUCUCCUGUCAGUGUCUGAGAUCAGGGUGGUUCUGAUGGGGAACAGCCUGUCUGAGAGGACAGCAGCAGCUAACUUCAUCCUGGAGGUUCCUGCCUUCGGCCCCGGUGAAGAACCGGACCUUCAGCCGGCCAGAGGACUGCUGAAGGACAAGGAGAUAGUUCUGAUCAACACUCCAGAUCUGCUGCACCCCACCGUCUCCCAACACAAACUAACAGAACACGUAGAGCUCUGCGUGAGACACUCUGCUCCUGGACCUCAUGUGUUCCUGCUGGUUCUGCAGCCUGAAGACUUCACCGAGGAACACAGGCUGAGGCUCUGCAGAGUCCUGAAGCUCUUCAGCGACACACCCUUCGAUCACUCCCUGGUUCUGAUAUCGACGCCCAAAAAGAAGAAGUCGGGCUUCAUGGAAAAGUUCAGGUUGCAUCCGCCCUUAAAACACAUGAUCAAACUGUGCCGGUACAGGUUCUUGUGGAGGGAAAACCUCGAACACUCGGAGCUGUUCUCACGCCUGGUCCAGGUUCUGAAGGAGAACAACGGAGAACAUGUGAAACGUGACACUCAUCAGUAGAAACGCCUGCUGCUGCCGCUCUCUGGGAGAAGACACCCAGAAAGUAAACGUGCAAAUCAGGCAGAAAAAGGACAUAAAAAACCUGUGGAAGAAUGGAAUGUUCAAAGAUGAAUAAACAAGUUUUUGACAUGGACAUUAUUGACAGUUUUGACCUGUUGUGAUACAUUCAGCAUGAAAAGUAAUAAUUUUAUUUGUGACUUUAGUGGUCAUUGUCUUUCAUUUAACAAAAAAUACAUAAUCGCAGUAAGUUGACAUAACAAUGUUGAUAACUUGGAUGCUAUUGUACAAAGUGUGAAAAACCAAAAUAUUCACACACAAAACUGUCACAUGCCGACAUAUUAACGCAAAACUAUAUCAAUAUUGUGCUAAUGACACAGAAAAAUGUAAAUAAAACUGAAUAUGAACACACUAAAGUUUAGAAACCUGGACAUUAACAUACAAAAGUGUCAACAAUCUGCACAUUAACACAUUAAAGUGUUAAGAACCUGG